AUGGCGUCUCAGAGACACUUAAAGGAUCUUUUACAAGAAGAUCAAGAGCCAUUUCAGCUUCAAAGUUACAUCUCCGACCGUCGUUGUCAAAUCAAUCCACCGGUAACGCAUUUACAAGUCAAGAAACGCAGACACAUCUCUCAAAACGCGUCUGGACUUCCCUCGCGUUUCUGCCGCAACGCUUGUUUCUUCUCUCUACGUGAAUCUCCUGACCCCAAGAAAUCUCCACUCUUCGAACUCAAGUCGCCGAACCGUAACCAAAACGCGAUUUUCGUCAAUAUACCAGCCAGAACCGCUUCGAUUCUACUAGAAGCUGCGGUUAGGAUACAGAAACAGUCUUCUUCCUCGUCGGAAAGUUCGAAAACGAGAACGCGAAACGCAGGAAACGCGUUUGGGAUAUUUGGUUCAAUGUUGAAGAAGCUAACGCACCGCAAGAAACGCGAAAAUAGCGGCGGUAGGGUUACUUCUUCUGUGAAGGAUAUGUUGAGAUGGGAAUCUCCGGUUGUUCGUAAAAUAGUUACGAGAAAAUCUAAACGCAAAGAAGAAACGCAGAAAACCGCGUCCGAAACGCAGUUUUCACGUAGGUCUAGUAGUGGUGUUUGGUCAGAGAGUGUUACAAACGGAGAAUGCGAUUUCGAAACGUCGAUUAGUUGUAGCAGCGAAUCGGACGGUUUAGAUGAGUUUACGAUGAACGGUCAAGAUUUAUCGGAAGAUAAGCGUUUUUGUGAAAGCCCGUUUCAUUUCGUUCUCCAAACAAUGCCUUCUCCUUGCGGUUUCAAAACGCCGAAUUUCUUGUCUCCUGCGGUUUCUCCAGGCCGCGAUUGUCAAGAGGACGAUGACGAAGACAUUCACAUGGAUGACAAUAACAUUACUUCAAGCUUCAGAUCUGUACAAAAAGCAAAGCAUCUGCUUCUACAGAAGCUUUGUAGAUUCGAGCAACUCGCGGGUCUAGAUCCCGUGGAACUCGAGGAAAGAAUGUCAGAUCAAGAAACCGCGGAAGAGGAAGACGAAGAGGAGAUGAAAUAUCUUUAUCAUUGUGAGAUUAUAACUCGGAGAGUUCUUAAAACGUAUUUUGAAGAUAUGAAGGAAGUUCCUGAAGGCAUCGAAGCAUUGAUCUCAGACCUUGUAGCAGAGGAAUUACAAUACGACAGCGUUGUGCUUGAUGUUGAAGCCGAAGAAGAAGCCGCCAUUGUAGCCAAGAGGGUAUGCGAGAGAUUGGGAUCUUGGAGAGAUGUGGAAUCGAACACAAUCGAUAUGAUGGUCGAACAUGAUUUCAGAACAGAGAGUUUGGGGUUAUGGAGAUCAAAGAACGACGCAGAAGUCGCGGAUACCGUUUUGGAUAUCGAGUUUGAGAUUUUUGUGGAUUUGGUUGAAGAACUAUCAGAAGACAUUGGCGGAGGUUGGUAA
Messenger RNA from Arabis nemorensis, 1407 nucleotides. NCBI's taxonomy places the organism in Eukaryota, Viridiplantae, Streptophyta, Magnoliopsida, Brassicales, Brassicaceae. The record is from the annotation of a GenBank genome assembly.